GCACAACUGGAGAGGGCGGGUGGGGGUGGGGAGUAUGUGCGCAGGGGGCUACUCGGCGUGCGGAGUUUAGUCUCCCAGCCCAGCCGCCACGCAACCAUGCUUCAUUUGCCCAUCUCCUGGCAGCACGCUUCGUUCUCCAUUAGUACGCAUGUGCAAAUCUGCAUGGCGCGGCUGUUUCACGCAAGGUGGGGGCGUGGUCAAGGAAAGGAUUGGGACUAGCGCGCACGCUCGGAUAUGCGCAGUGCCAGACCCGAGGCAAAACUCUGUCGAUUUGGAAGUUCGGUGAGGUAACGCAUGCGCAAAUCUGCACUGUGCCGGGGAAGAGGGGAGCCUGACGACUAGGAAAUUUGAAUAUCACAGUAGCAUGGAGUGUGACCUCAUGGAGACUGACAUCUUGGAGUCGUUGGAGGAUCUGGGUUACAAAGGUCCUUUGUUAGAAGAUGGAGCUUUGUCUCAGGCAGUCACUGGUGGAGCCAGUUCCCCGGAAUUCACCAAACUCUGUGCUUGGCUGGUAUCUGAAUUAAGAUUGUUCUGUAAACUAGAAGAAAAUGUGCAAGCAACUAACAGCCCAAAUGAAGCUGAUGAGUUCCAGCUUGAGGUGAGUGGGCUACUUGGGGAAAUGAACUGUCCGUAUAUCUCACUGACGUCUGGGGAUGUGACAAAGCGCCUUCUCAACCAGAAGAAUUGCCUCCUGUUGCUCACAUACCUCAUAUCAGAACUAGAAGCUGCCAGAAUGCUGUGUGUGAAUUCUCCCCCCAAAAAAACACAAGAAGGAGGUGGUAGUGAGGUUUUUCAAGAGUUGAAAGGCAUAUGUAUUGCUUUAGGAAUGUCCAAACCUCCAGCCAAUAUAACCAUGUUCCAGUUCUUCAGCGGCAUAGAAAAAAAAUUAAAGGAAACAUUAGCAAAAGUUCCUCCUAAUCAUGUGGGAAAGCCUUUGUUGAAGAAAACAAUGGGACCAGCUCACUGGGAGAAAAUAGAAGCAGUUAACCAAGCCAUAACCAAUGAAUAUGAAGUUCGAAGAAAGCUUUUAGUGAAACGUCUGGAUGUCACCGUACAGUCAUUUGGCUGGUCAGACAGAGCUAAGAGUCAAACAGAAAAACUAGCAAAGGUCUACCAACCAAAACGUACACUCUUGUCUGCUAAAAGUACUAUUUCUGUUGCUCAUCUCUUGGCUGCUCGGCAGGAUCUUUCAAAGAUUUUAAGGACGAGCAGUGGAUCUAUUAGAGAAAAAACUGCGUGUGCCAUCAAUAAGGUGUUGAUGGGGAGGGUACCUGACAGAGGUGGUAGACCCAAUGAAAUUGAACCUCCACCUCCAGAGAUGCCACCAUGGCAGAAAAGACAGGAUGGACCUCAACAGCAAACAGGAGGCAGAGGAGGAGGACGAGGUGGUUACGAACAAUCAUAUGGAGGACGAGGAGGCCAUGAACAUUCAUACAGAGGACGAGGAGGUCAUGAACAGUCAUAUGGAGGACAAGGAGGUCAUGAACAGUCAUACGGAGGACGAGGAGGUCAUGAACAGUCAUAUGGAGGACGAGGAGGUCAUGAACAAGGAGGAGGAAGAGGUGGACGUGGUAGUUAUGACCAUGGAGGUCGAGGGGGUGGAAGAGGAAAUAAACAUCAAGGAGGCUGGACAGAUGGAGGGAGUGGAGGAGGAGGUGGCUAUCAAGAUGGUGGUUAUCGAGAUUCAGGUUUCCAAGCAAGUGGCUACCAUGGUGGCAGUGGUGGCUACCAAGGAGGUGGAUAUGGUGGCUUCCAAUCAUCUUCAUAUACAGGAAGUGGAUAUCAGGGUGGUGGAUACCAACAGGACAAUAGAUACCAAGAUGGUGGUGGGCAUCAUGGUGAACGAGGUGGUGGUGGUGGUCGAGGAGGGAGGGGUGGUCGAGGAGGCAGAGGUCGCGGAGGUCAAGGUGGAGGUUGGGGAGGAAGAGGGGCCCAGAAUUAUAAUCAGGGGGGUCAAUUUGAGCAACACUUCCAGCAUGGAGGUUAUCAAUAUAAUCAUUCUGGAUUUGGACAGGGAAGACAGUAUUCUAGUUGAGGCUACUAAAGAUUACAUUUCAGCAGAGCUCAAGUAAUAGAAACUUCAUUUUAGGGGCCUGAUAAAUAUCUGGUUCAACUAAUAUAUGACCACAUAUGGCCAGAAAUUCCUGCUUUAAACACAAAAUUAUAGGUUGAUAUGCUAUCCCAGUUUUUUUCAAUGGAUUUAACACUCUUCAUUUGAGAAAUGCUUACUUUUCACCAAAAUUUACCCAAAAAACACAUAAAUAGCCAUGUAUGUUUAUUGAUUAGGCUAAUAUCACAGUCAGAAUAUGCAUAAUGUUUUGAAUAAAUUUCUUAAAAGGUACCAGCAAUGGCUUCAACAUGCAAUUCUGAGAAUAAGCAUUCUCCUAGAUUCUUUAUAGAUUUUUCACUAGGAAACCCUCCCUCUUGCUUUAUAUUAAUGAUUUUUUAUGUAUUUUGCUUAUGUGUUCUGGUACAUAUUUUUCAAGUACAGUUCUGCUCUUAAUAAUUGGCCUUUUAUAUUCAGAGUGAAAUUAUACACAUUUGCUUCACUGUAGAAGUGAUAGGUAUGUUUCUAUUAUAUGAGCUCUUCUGCAUAUAGCACAUUCAGUAGCCUUAUCUUCUGUUAAUUAAAAACUACCAUUUGCUCAACUCUAAAGACUUUGAACAUGGCCAAAAUCUGCAAAGAUCAUUAAAUCAAGCUAAGUUGUGAACUUCUAGUAUGUAGGCAUAUAGUUAAAUAUAGCAAUUUAAACUGACCUGCAUCCAUCCAAAACAAUUUCCUCCUACAACCUUAUUUUUACUUGAAGUUGACUAGAAGGAUCAGCAAACUGAAAUUUGUCUUAUGCACGAGUUAAUACCACUGGCUCAGCAAAUACAAGAUAGUUUGUUUUGGGCAGGUGCCUUUUUGUUUUGUUUUUAUUUUUGUUUUUGUAAUUGAAGAAAUGCACUACCAAGUAGGAAGAUGGAUGCUGCCUAGUAGAGGAGGCCCUUUAUUAUUGCUGCAGAAACAAAAGCCUGGCUGAGUUGAUGUUUUACAUGAUUCUUUACUGAAAUCCACAUGAUGCUUCUUGCUGGGUUUUUGUGUACAUAAACAUUGUCAAGCUGUGAAAGAAAAUGGCUGAAGGUGUGCUUUGUAUGAAAGGUGAGCAAUAAAGUAUCUGUGUGUUCUCUG
Messenger RNA from Trichosurus vulpecula (common brushtail), 3172 nucleotides. It is a transcript of the gene TSLIG3A, whose product is annotated as family with sequence similarity 98 member A. The transcript has 8 exons. Gene Ontology annotation, cellular component: tRNA-splicing ligase complex. The coding region runs from base 365 to 2035 and encodes 556 amino acids. The record is from RefSeq and is a predicted model, not a curated record. Lineage: Eukaryota; Metazoa; Chordata; Mammalia; Diprotodontia; Phalangeridae.